AUAAACGAUGUCAUGGUGUAGAAAACAACAUUGUUUCCUGGAGUACAACAUUGUGAGAUAAGCCCAACGGUGUCUCAAAGAUCCAACGACACCGCGAGGAUAGGAAGCGACGUUGUUUACUUUAAAACAACGUCGCAGUGGCGAGAGUUCGGCGAUGGUGUGUUUUUAAAUGUCGUUUGUUUAUUAUGUGGAUAGGGUUGUUUGGAGGAAUGAAUCGUGGUGGAAAAUUAUAGAUUUUGGCUUAGUGUCGUUUUGGCCAAGUUCCCGCGUGUCGAAGCGGUUUCGUAAUCGUGGGAGUUACGCAAAAAGGAGGGAGUUAUCCGCACGGUUGACAGGAAUGAAGAGCGUGGGAGACAAAGGUGCGAAGGCAGUUACUAUGACUACGGGGAGAAGAUUGGGGUAUAAAGAUCAGGAAGAGAGAGAAGCUCAAGACGGCAAAAUCAAAUCUCAAACUACCCCGUCGCAGAAUCUAUCUUUUCUCUCUCUAGUUUCGUAGAACAGCUCUGUCGAAUAUCUCCUUUGCAGAGUCGUAGUUAUUGUAGUCGUAGUCUCGGAGCUCUCUAGAGGAACCUCCAUAGGAGUAGAGGUAACGUAAUUUAGAUCCUCCUUGUUUCCUCGUUAUUUUUCGAACACCCUCGUUCGAACUUAGUUUGGAGAGGUGGUGAACCAAAUAACGGUUGUUCUUAGUUAGAAGUCAAAGGUGCAUCGAUCAAAUCAACAUCGCCCGACAUUCGGUGGUGGAUAUUAGACGGUCGUCUUGGUUUCCAUUUUAUCGAUCAAAUCAACAUCGCCCGACUUUCGGCGGUGGAUAUUUGACGGUUGUUUGAUUUUGUGUUUCCUUGAAAACGGAGUGCAUUAAACACGCGAGUUUCGCCAUCGAAACUAAUUGGCACACUCGGUGGGACACGUGUGUUCGAAUGGCUCCGCGACGGAGGAAUCACGAGGGAGAUCUUCCACAAACUACAGUGGAGGAAGAGCAAAUGGUCAACAUGCAGAUUGACCAGAUUGACGGUUCAAACGUCGGUUUGAGCAACGACACCGAAGGGGAAGUGCCAGCAGUGGCGCAAACCGCUGACUAGGGUGAAAUGGUGUGCAUGCUCUGCCAAGUCAUGAAUGAUGACCAACAGGUAAAACUUCACUUAGACUCUUUGGAUGGACGUCUUGAUGGUCUUAGAUCUCGGAUUGAUAGACGUGUUAGCCGAUUGGUUGAAGUCGUAGAUAAAAACAGAAUGGAUUUGGAAAGUAACAGACGUGAUUUUAAUGAAUUUAGAGAGUUUUUGAGUAGGCCAGUGCCGCAAACAAAGGCUUUGCUGUUAAGCGGCGAGAAUCUGUUACACAAUGAUACUGGCACCAAUAAUUUUCCGGUCAAUGACGGUCGAGAUACUGAGCCGAGAUAGGGUGUUCCACCGACACCGAUGUUGAAUCCAACAACUCCGUCGAGUGUGAAUCAUGGCGAGACCAACACUGCGGCUAACACUCGUGUUGAGCCGCCACCGAUGCACAAUGUGGGUUCACAAAAUAUCCCGGAAGCCAGACCGUACGUGGGUCCGAUGAGUGGUGUUGUUGGUGGAGGAAUGAACAAGAAUGAUCAUGUUCCACCACGCGGCUACCCCUGGCAUGGAUCCUGGUGGAUUUGUACCACAAGGGGGGAAACUCGGGGGGCAAGACGUUAAUGUGAUUCGAGAUCAGGUAGCACAGAUGCUGGCGGAUCAGUUUGGUUUAGGGAUUAGACCAACGAUGCCGCCGGGGUACCGAAAACCAUAUCCGAACUUGGUUGAUAGAUAUUAUCCCUUUCCACGUGGUUUUCGCAUACCAGAUUUCAUCACCUUCAACGGAAUUAGAGAUUAGUCCACCGUUGAACACGUUGGACGAUUUACAGUUCAAUGCGGUGACGGGUCCUGCAUUCUCGUGGUACAUUAACUUGCCAUCGAACUCGGUUCAAACUUGGCAGCAAAUGGAACAGAUGUUCCAUGACCAGUUCUACUAUUCUAAGCCAGAAUUAACAAUGGCAGACUUGGCACGAACUCGCCAACAACUAGGAGAAACGGUGGAACAUUUCUUAACCAAUUUUCAACGAUGGCGUGUGUUUCAAUGUCGUUGUUUAUUAUGUGGACAGGGUUGUUUGGAGGAUUGAACCGUGGUGGGAAAUUAUGGAUUUUGGCUUAGUGUCGUUUUGGCCAAGUUCCCGCGUGUCCAAGAAAUUUCUUACUCGUGGGACUUACGCAACAAGGAGGGAGUUAUCCACACGGUUGACUGGUGAUAAUCGGCUUUAAUAUAUCGGAUUCUUGAACUUUAUGUGACUAUCCCAUGAUAUAUUUAAGCCAAUUGGUGCCGUUUUAGAGCUGAUUAACUAUGGAAUGGCAAUAAAACCAUUACCACCUAGUGCCAUGAAUUCUAUAUGUUGUAGGUGAAGAAAAAUGUUAACACAAACAGGCUAUCGAAGAAAAAAAAACAGGCGCUUUAUAUUUUCGGAUGAGAAGGAAUUAUUUCCUUCCACCUAUGGAAUUAACAAUGGGCCAGGGCCCAAUCUUUUUCCUUCUCGCCUGAGACUUGGACCAUAACAGAGGGUGAAGGAAGAGAGGUCCACAUUAAUUGGACCCGAGGAAUCUCUUUUGGCUUGGGGGGGAAAAGGAGGCGGCCAUUAAUUAGACUGGGCCCAGGGGAUGAAUUAAUUUGGACGGAAGGGUUUUUUGGCAAAGCUUCUUCUGGGACAAGGAAUUGCUUAGGCGGACGACUAAUUGGAGACGGAACAGAAUUCUCAGAAAAUGAAUUCUUUAGGCGAUCGAGAGCCAGGGACACGGAGCGGCAGCGCGGAACGAGAUGAAGGACGAGCGCAGCAAUUGGAGCAUAUCACUAGUACCUCGAAUCGGAAGAGAGAAUAAGAUUUUGUGCUUCUAUUCGUAUCAGUAUUUUGUCUCCUUUUCGUUACUGGCAUCAUGAUGAUCAAGAACAUGAUUGUGUGUUUUAUUUUCGUUAUGAACUAAACCCCAAUUUAUGGGGGAAACACCAUAAUAUGUAGCUAUUUCUAUAUUUGAUGGAUUGAUUCAUAUUUCUUUUCUUCCAAUCUCUAUUGCAUGAAAUUAAUUAAUGCUUUGUGUUGACUGGCCACCAAUACAUUGACUUGUUGUUAAUUAGGUUAUUAGUGAUAGUGAAACCCUAAUAACUGAACAUAUUUCAUGUGACAUAGUAACUUAUCGAAGCAACAGUGGAUUAAAUAAGGUGCUAUGCG
Linum trigynum is the source of this 3229-nucleotide messenger RNA. The record is from the annotation of a GenBank genome assembly. Lineage: Eukaryota; Viridiplantae; Streptophyta; Magnoliopsida; Malpighiales; Linaceae.